UAGUAGCAGCAUCUUCCUCUUUGCGAUUGACAAAUUUUUUUUUUUUUUUUGUUUCCACGAGGAGCUUCGGAGAGAAGCAGGAACAUGUUCAAGAACACGUUUCAGUCUGGGUUUCUGUCUAUUUUGUACAGUCUAGGAAGUAAGCCUCUUCAGAUAUGGGACAAAGAAGUUGAGGAUGGACAUGUGAAGCGUUGCCAUGAUGAUGACAUACAGUCCAAUAUACUUGAAGUAGUUGGAUCAAACAUACAGUCUACAUACAUCACAUGCCCCGCUGAUCUUUCCGCAACUCUUGGUAUCAAACUACCCUUUCUGGUAUUGGUUGUGAAGAACAUGAAGAAGUAUUUCUCAUUCGAGAUUCAGAUUCUUGAUGACAAGAAUGUGCGCCGGCGUUUCCGAGCUUCUAACUUUCAAUCUGUGACUAGAGUAAAGCCAUAUAUAUGCACAAUGCCAUUGAAGAUGGAUGAGGGAUGGAAUCAGAUCCAGCUGAACUUGACUGAUCUUACUAGGAGAGCUUAUGGGACUAAUUACGCCGAGACUUUGCGAGUUCAGGUUCAUGCUAACUGCCGUCUCAGAAGGAUAUAUUUUGCUGAUCGUCUCUACUCGGAUGAAGAGCUUCCUCCAGAGUUCAAACUCUAUCUCCCAGUGCAGAAAGCAUGAGCGUGUUCCUGCCCCCUUGUCGUGGAAGCUACUUUUAGAUAGACCUAGAGCGUCUUAGGUUAGGUGAGAGUUUCAGGAUGGCUUGUAGCAUUCACAGCAUUUGGAAUUUGCCGUACCUUGAGCAGCUUGGCUUUGAUAAAUUAUGUUUGUUGUGUCUUUAUGAAAUGGGAUCAUAUACGCUUAAGAUUUUCAAUGAGUAUUGUACAUGACUGAAUCAUAUCAUUCAUGAUUGUGUGCUAA
Messenger RNA from Raphanus sativus (radish), 897 nucleotides. RefSeq lists its product as uncharacterized. The coding region runs from base 85 to 657 and encodes 190 amino acids. The transcript has 5 exons. The record is from RefSeq and is a predicted model, not a curated record. Lineage: Eukaryota; Viridiplantae; Streptophyta; Magnoliopsida; Brassicales; Brassicaceae.